AGAAUUCCUUAGGAAUGAACCUCGAAUUGCUCGAAUCCUUUGGGCAGAAUUAUCCGGAGGAAGCUGAUGGCACCUUGGAUUGUAUCAGCAUGGCCUUGACAUGCACCUUUAAUAGGUGGGGCACGCUGCUUGCAGUUGGCUGUAAUGAUGGUCGAAUUGUCAUCUGGGAUUUCUUGACAAGAGGCAUUGCUAAAAUAAUUAGUGCACACAUCCAUCCAGUCUGUUCUCUAUGCUGGAGCCGAGAUGGCCACAAGCUCGUCAGUGCCUCCACGGACAACAUCGUGUCGCAGUGGGAUGUCCUCUCGGGAGACUGUGACCAAAGGUUCCGCUUUCCUUCACCCAUCUUAAAAGUCCAGUAUCAUCCACGAGACCAGAACAAAGUUCUCGUGUGUCCCAUGAAAUCUGCUCCUGUCAUGUUGACCCUUUCAGAUUCCAGGCACGUCGUUUUGCCGGUGGAUGACGACUCAGAUUUGAAUGUGGUUGCAUCUUUUGAUAGGAGAGGGGAAUAUAUCUACACGGGAAAUGCAAAAGGCAAGAUUUUGGUCCUAAAAACAGAUUCUCAGGAUCUUGUUGCUUCCUUCAGAGUAACAACUGGAACGAGUAAUACCACUGCCAUUAAAUCAAUAGAAUUUGCCAGGAAGGGAAGUUGCUUUUUAAUUAACACAGCAGACCGAAUCAUCCGAGUUUAUGAUGGCAGAGAAAUCUUAACCUGUGGGAGAGAUGGAGAGCCUGAGCCCAUGCAGAAAUUACAGGAUUUGGUGAAUAGGACGCCAUGGAAGAAAUGUUGCUUUUCUGGGGAUGGAGAAUACAUAGUGGCGGGCUCAGCCCGGCAGCAUGCCUUGUAUAUCUGGGAGAAGAGCAUCGGCAACCUGGUGAAGAUUCUGCACGGGACCAGAGGAGAGCUACUUUUGGAUGUGGCUUGGCAUCCUGUUCGACCGAUCAUAGCAUCUAUUUCUAGUGGAGUAGUAUCUAUCUGGGCACAAAAUCAAGUAGAAAAUUGGAGUGCGUUUGCUCCAGAUUUCAAAGAGUUGGAUGAAAAUGUAGAAUAUGAAGAAAGGGAAUCAGAAUUUGAUAUUGAAGAUGAAGAUAAGAGUGAGCCUGAGCAGACAGGGGCAGAUGCUGCUGAGGAUGAAGAAGUGGAUGUCACUAGUGUGGACCCUAUCGCUGCCUUCUGUAGUAGUGAUGAAGAGCUGGAAGAUUCAAAGGCUCUAUUAUAUUUACCCAUUGCUCCUGAGGUAGAAGACCCAGAAGAAAAUCCAUAUGGCCCUCCUCCAGAUGCAGUACAAACAUCUUUGAUUGAUGAAGGGGCUAGUUCCGAGAAGAAGAGGCAGGCUUCAGCAGAUGGCUCCCAGCCACCCAAGAAAAAACCCAAAACAACCAAUAUAGAACUUCAAGGAGUACCCAAUGAUGAAGUCCAUCCACUACUGGGUGUGAAGGGGGAUGGCAAAUCCAAGAAGAAGCAAGCAGGCCGGCCAAAAGGAUCAAAAGGUAAAGAGAAAGAUUCUCCAUUUAAACCGAAACUCUACAAAGGGGACAGAGGUUUACCUCUGGAAGGAUCAGCGAAGGGUAAAGUGCAGGCGGAGCUCAGCCAGCCCUUGACAGCAGGAGGAGCAAUCUCAGAACUGUUAUGAAGACCUGAUGUUUCCUUGCUCUUCCUGCUUUGCCGUCUUGUGGCCUCUGGACACUUGUCAGUCAUUUGAGACUGACUAAUCUGAAACAAAGGCCUCUGCCUCUCCCCAGGAGGUGGAAGGAGUGAAUUUUAUGUUUGGAUGAAGAAGUGAAUUAUGGAAGAAGAGCACAUGUCCCAUCUACUUUAAGCAUAGUCCAAAUAAACUCUCAGGAAUGAGGAUUUGUGAAGACAUCAUCAAAUGGGAGUUUUGACUCAUUUAGACUUCAGUGCAUAGUUAUGUUGCUGGAGAAAGAUUCCUGCUUUGCUCAUCAAACUUGAUUAUGCCCAGCAUCAUUCUAAUCUUCUAACCAAUCAUUUUCUGUCUCCUGUUUGCUCCCAUCCUCAGUGUAUAUCCUUGAGUGACUGGUUCUUAUCUGAAAUUCUGCUUCCCGUGCCCUAGAAAACUUCUGUUGUAUAUUAUUCUUUCUUCCAGUUUAAAACUUACCCUCUCGGCUGGUCCGAUGGCAGUGGUUUAUUAGAAUGUAUUAACGUUAGUAUAACCCCCCCCCCACUGCUCAAUUUGACUGGCUUAAAAAAAAAAACUUACCCUCUCACCAGAUUCCUCCUUUAUAUCUCUAUGGUGUACAAAGGGUGGGCAGAAAAGUGCUGAAAGAUUUCAGAUUUUCAGAAAGGAAAGAUCAGAAAGAAAGGCUUCCUUUUGCUAAUGACCCCAUUUUACUCUAGAAGCUGGGCUGGAAGAAGGGCAGGAAUUGUCCUUCUUUUCCUUUUAUUGCAUGUUUUUCUCCAGUGUUGCUCGGUUUAUUCUCAUUAAUAAUCAUGGUUUUUGAAGAUAGCUGUAGAUCUGUCUCCAGCAAAUAAUCAUCAAAAGUGCUUGAUCUGUGCUGGCUUCCAGAGAUGGAAACAAGCCAGUUAUGUCUCAGCAAGCUUCAUUUUUUUAUUGGGGUGGGAAAUCUAUGCAAGGACUAACGUAAAACUGUCCAGAAUCAAAGCAGCGACAACACAGUUCACAUUAAAGAUCACGGAAAGAAAUUCUGUUAUUGCUUGUGAGCUGCCCUGUGAGUCUUCACAUGACCCCUAUUGUCUCAGUGACCCUCUUCCAGGCUCCCAUGUUUUCAGUCACUUCCUUUCUGUGAAAGGUUGCUUAGCUUUUAAGAAAAUUUUAUUUUUACUUUUUGCUUUUAUUAUUCCUUAUAUAAGAAAUAGCAGCAGGUUGGGUGGAUCUGGACUUGAGGUGUUUGAAAUGCUCUAAAAAAUAUUGGAGGAAAGAAGCCAGGGGUGGAAAGGGCUCACCAAGCUCCCAUGUGGCUUUUCACCAGCGGGGCAUGCUUGGCCACAGCCUCUUUUUCACAGGCCAGCAGACACUGUGCUUAUUGCAGAAUCAGGCAGCAGGAGGUGCUCUGAUGGGUGCUCGGCAAACCAGUUGAUUGCCUUUGAGAUCUGAAGAUAGAAAUCAAUGCAGACAUCUCAGGUCGACCUUUCAUUAUUAUGACAUUAUCAUUUAGAACUCAAAGUAACUUAGUGAAAGAUUACUCUCAAACUCUUUUCAUGUGUCACUAGCUGAGCUAGGUAGGUGGUUCAUUGUUUUUAGUUUUGCAGAUACUUUUUCACUUCAUUUCUCUAAUCUCUACCCUGCCUGGCAUAUGGGCUGUAGAGUUACUAUAGAGAUUUCUGCCUUAUUCUAUGUGUGCAGCAGUUUGAUGCCCUGUGCAUUUGGACGUUAAUUGCUACUGCAUCCAUCUUCUAAGCUGGUCCCUGGGAAUAGAGGGCAGGCCUGGCAGCUUGGCUCUGGCUGCAGCUCCUAAUACUUAUUUAUGCUUUGGAACUUUUUCUUUACUUAUUUCAGUUGGAAUCUCCAUUUGUACAGUAUAUGCUUGUUCAUUUCCCUUUUGUCACUCCUUUUUCUCCGUUUUGUUUUUUAAUGUUCUGUAGUUUUGUACGAGAUGAGACAGCCUUGAGUACUUCUUGCUGAAGCUUUAAUGCUUUGUAAAUAAAAUUGAUGUUU
Suncus etruscus (white-toothed pygmy shrew) is the source of this 3632-nucleotide messenger RNA. It is a transcript of the gene RBBP5, whose product is annotated as RB binding protein 5, histone lysine methyltransferase complex subunit. The record is from RefSeq and is a predicted model, not a curated record. Lineage: Eukaryota; Metazoa; Chordata; Mammalia; Eulipotyphla; Soricidae. Gene Ontology annotation, molecular function: protein binding. The coding region runs from base 15 to 1631 and encodes 538 amino acids. Gene Ontology annotation, cellular component: Set1C/COMPASS complex. The transcript has 14 exons.